AUGAUAGUUAGGUUUAAGCCUGGAUGUACAUUCCUUGAAUAUUCAUUUGUACAAAGAAUACCUGGCAAUGUGUAUGACUUUAUUGGUACAGCAAUAUGUUUGUUUGACCAAUAUAUUUUAACUUUGGCCAAUGAUGUAGGACUCUUGGUCAUUCUUCGGCCAGGACCAUUUAUAUGUGCUGAGUGGGAUUUCGGAGGUUUACCAGCCUGGAUAUUAAAGGAAAACCCUAAAACAGUUUUCAGAUCAAUGGAUUCAACAUAUAUACACUUUGUUGACCAAUGGUUUGACAUCCUUCUGCCAAAGGUGAAGCCACUCCUGUAUCAAAAUGGGGGUCCCAUCAUCACAGUACAGAUAGAGAAUGAGUAUGGGAGUUACUUUGCCUGCGAUCAUACUUACACAGAACACCUGAGAGACAAGGUCAUCUUUCACCUGGGCAAGGACGUGGUUCUCUUCACAACAGAUAAUGCUAUCGACCCAUUCAUUGAAUGUGGAAAGAUACCUGGGGUAUAUUCUACCAUAGAUUUUGGUAUUACAGAAUAUGAAAAACCAACAGAAAAGUUUAAACAUCAAAGAAGAUUUGAACCAAAUGGUCCUUUGGUGAAUUCAGAGUUUUACACUGGCUGGCUGGAUUACUGGGGAUCUAAACACCAGGUCAGAAGUACAGAAAAAGUCGCCAAAGAUCUCGAUGAGCUGCUUAGAUACGGAGCGAAUGUUAACAUGUACAUGUUCGAAGGAGGUACCAACUUUGGAUACUGGAAUGGUGCUAAUUACUUUGUUUUCCCAUUUUUUGACCCAAUACCUACAAGCUAUGAUUAUGAUGCACCUUUGACAGAAGCAGGGGACAUAACUCCAAAGUACCUCACACUAAGAAAUAUUAUAUCAAAGUACAAUCGUCUCCCAGAUGUCCCAAUUCCUGCACCCUCAACGAAGGUCAAGUAUGGCACGGUCCCGAUGAAGUUUUUGGGAACUGUACAAGACCUUCUGGAACAUCUCAGUCCUACUGGUGGGGUGAACUCUGUGUAUCCGCUUACCAUGGAGGCCAUAGGCCAGAAUCAAGGAUUUGCACUGUACAGGCAUGUCCUUAAAAAAGAUGUCAACAUUAACACAGUUUUACAAGUACCUGGUGUUAGGGACAGGGGAUAUGUCAUACUGGACAAUACAACUAUCGGCAUUGUUAUUCGGGAGAAAGAUCCACUUUUGCUUAUGAGUGGAAAAAAAGGACAGGUGUUGGACAUCCUGGUGGAGAAUCAGGGACAUGUGAAUGUGGGUCGGGCCUUGACAGAAAACCUCAAGGGACUGAUAGAGAAUGUUACACUUGGUGGGGAGACGCUUCAGGACUGGGUUAUAUUCCCUGUUUUGCCAGAUAAUAUCAACUCAACUGUAAUAUCACAACAGCCAGCAUUCAAAGCUGUGGACACCAAAGUGCCCUCUAUCUAUGUAGGACACCUGACCAUCAGUGGAGAUCCACAAGACACCUACUUGGACAUGACUGGAUGGACAAAGGGUCAGGCAUUACUUGAGGGUGAGAUCAAUCUUGGACGUUAUUGGCCGGUGGCAGGGCCACAGGUGAGAAUGUAUGUCCCUGCUCCGUACCUGCAUGGUCAAUCUCGUCCCAAUACCCUGAUCAUGCUAGAGCUGGAGAAGGCUCCCUGUGAUUCUGGUGUUUCCUGUAGUGUAAGCUUCGUCGAUCAUCCACUCAUUAAUGGUACAACAACAAUCUCAAGGUUACAACGACCUUGA
This is a messenger RNA of Ylistrum balloti, 1740 nucleotides long. RefSeq names its product beta-galactosidase-like. The record is from RefSeq and is a predicted model, not a curated record. Gene Ontology annotation, molecular function: beta-galactosidase activity. Lineage: Eukaryota; Metazoa; Mollusca; Bivalvia; Pectinida; Pectinidae. Gene Ontology annotation, cellular component: vacuole. The coding region runs from base 1 to 1740 and encodes 579 amino acids. Gene Ontology annotation, biological process: carbohydrate metabolic process. The transcript is spliced from 16 exons.